Striga hermonthica is the source of this 588-nucleotide messenger RNA. NCBI's taxonomy places the organism in Eukaryota, Viridiplantae, Streptophyta, Magnoliopsida, Lamiales, Orobanchaceae. The record is from the annotation of a GenBank genome assembly.
AUGGUGGAUUUUGCUAGGGUACAGAAGGAGCUGCAAGAGUGCAACCGAGAUUUUGAAGUGUCGGGGAUAAAAGUCAUUCCCAAGAGUGAGAGUAAUCUUGUUCACUUGCUUGGUACAAUCCCUGGUCCCCUUGGUACUCCUUAUGAAGGCGGCACCUUCAAGAUCGAUAUCAUUUUACCAGAUGGUUACCCUUUCGAGCCUCCCAAAAUGCAGUUUGCCACUAAAGUCUGGCAUCCGAAUAUUAGCAGUCAAAGUGGGGCCAUAUGCCUGGACAUCCUGAAAGAUCAGUGGAGCCCGGCGCUGACUUUGAAAACGGCCCUUCUUUCUAUUCAAGCUUUGCUAUCUGCGCCCGAACCCGGUGACCCCCAGGAUGCUGUUGUAGCUCGACAGUAUCUAAAAGAGCACCCUACUUUCGUUCGCACAGCUCGUUACUGGACUGAAUCAUUUGCCAUGACUUCAUCUAUUGGUGUUGAGGAAAAGGUCCAAAAGCUUCUGGAGAUGGGUUUUCCGGAAGCUUCAGUAAGGAGUGCGUUGGAGAGCGUAGGUGGAGACGAGAAUUUGGCUCUUGAGAAGCUUUGCUGUGGUUAA